AUGCCGUGCGGUGCACGGGAAGCUCUGGAUUUAGUCGUAAAGUUUUACAAGCCUCCACAGUUCCCGAAGCUAGUGCAGAACGGAUCUCAAUGGGGCAAGUUCCUGCGUCUUCGUACUGAAGCUAUCGCCACUGUGCUCGUUGGUUGUGCUGAGAGUGAUGACUUCCGGGUGGAAAAUCAUCCGUGGAUCAGCGACUUCAUCAGUUUCCUCCUGGAUCCCGUGGUUUCGUCCGAGAAUGUGCAUUCGUUCCUGAUUCUCUCGCUGCCGUGUGGUCGGCGUUCUGUUUCGUGGACGCGGAAGUUCGGGCGUUUGCGCAAGUGUCACGAUGUUCCCGCUGCUCCGAGCUUAUUUAGAUGCAAAAGACCGGCUUUUCAUUCUACCACUCAACUCACCGACUACGGCACAAUCACGACGAAUAGUAUCGGGGUGGCCGCCGUGGAGGCGGGCGUAUCCGACAACCAGUGGCCACAUUCGCACCGCAUGAUAGCUGCCGCGUGUGUCAACGAGUUUCUCUUGGUCAACCGAGAUUUCCUCAUACAUUCGAAGUAA
Phytophthora infestans T30-4 is the source of this 549-nucleotide messenger RNA. RefSeq lists its product as uncharacterized. NCBI's taxonomy places the organism in Eukaryota, Oomycota, Peronosporomycetes, Peronosporales, Peronosporaceae. The coding region runs from base 1 to 549 and encodes 182 amino acids. The transcript is spliced from 6 exons. The record is from RefSeq and is a predicted model, not a curated record.